AGAACUCGUGUACAAUAAGAGGUAACUCGUAUAGAAUAUAGAGAGAACUCGUAUAGAAUAAGGGGGAACUCGUAUACAAUAAGAGGGAACUCGUAUAGAAUAAGAGGGAACUCGUAUAGAAUAAGAGGGAACUCGUAUAGAAUAAGAGAGAACUCGUAUAGAAUAAAACAUAACUCGUAUAGAAUAAUGGGGAACUCGUAUAGAAUAAGAGGGAACUCGUAUAGAAUAAGAGGGAACUCAUAUAGAAUAAAACAGAACUCGUAUAGAAUAAGAAGGAACUCGUAUAGAAUAAGAGAGAACUCGUGUAGUCUGAGAACUUGUGUAGUCUAAGAAAGAACUCGUGUAGUCCAAGAGAACUCGUCAGGAGGUGAAUUGUGGUGUGUGUAGCUGAGCACUUCUUUAUAUUCCUCCGCCUCCCUCCACCCUUCAUAGGCUGUGUUCUCUGAUUCGCGCUCCACACACACUCUCUGUGUUCACCGCGCUGGAGUUGCCGUUGGAGGCUGGAGGAAACCGGAGGCGCGUUCAAAUGGGGCUGAUACAAAUGAUCUUACUGGUUUUGCACACACGACACCCGAAAAAUCAACCGCAAAACUAACUCGCUUGAGAUGUGGCUCAGAUUUGACGUCUCCGCGCUCGUGCGCACCUGACGUCUUAAAAACUGUACAAGUUAAAUAUUGUGCCUUGGCACCCGGUCCGGAGCGCCAUGCCCUCGGAUUCACGGCGCACUCCAUCAUGCUGAGCAACUCGGCCGCUCUCGUGCUCACUCUGAGCGCUGUGGCGGGUCUCGCACCGCGCUCGGGUGCCUGGAGCGAUGACAAGCUCGUGGCAGCGCCCAUCAACUCCACCAGCGGCUUUCUGGCCAGCUUGGAGGUGGGCUAUUCGAAGAGAUCGGUGGCAGCAAGCGAGGAUGACGAUGCGUCGUCCAGGUGCAACGUUAGCGUGGAGAGGCUGCCGGCCAAGCUGGUAGCGCGCUGGGACGGAGACUUGGGCUUGCGCUGCGAUGUGCUCGUCUACACCACUAACAGCCACGGAAAGGCGUUUUUCUCAGCCGCCUUUAACCGCGCCGCGUCACCCGUUUUCAUCGAGCACGUGGGCGUCGCGGGCGCGCAGCAGGAGUUCAGGCUGUGUAUCGGAUGCGGUCUCUCCCGAUUCAGUCGCUUCGGCCGAUCCAGACCGGACACGGCGGACAGCGUGCACUUCUGUUGCCUUGACUUCGCCUUGGACGAACUCAAAGGGGACCGGAGCUGGAGGCUGAAUCGUAAGCCCAUUGAGUCCACGCUCGUCGCCUGUUUCAUGACUCUGGUCAUAAUCAUAUGGAGCGUGGCUGCCCUCAUAUGGCCGGUGCCCAUCAUCGCGGGCUUCCUGCCCAACGGAAUGGAGCAACGGAGACCCAGAUAAACCAUUUUAUAACCAAACUGGCUUACUUACUUCACCGUGCGCCAAUUUAGUUAAUUGGCAUAUAGGAUUGUCAGAUAGUAAUAUUAAAAAUGUUUAAAAGUAAAAACGUCUUUAUAUAAAAUCUGUAAAAUGUGUAUAUUAGACUGAAUGUGGUUUUUAUAAAUCUAUGAAUAGAGAGUAGGCCUGAGUAUUAGCCUAUGUUUUAUUCAGCUGUCUCUUAAACUGUUUGUAUUGUUUUUAUCGUAAACGUUCUUCAUAAUAUUAAAAACAAAACUGUAGAAACGUUUCCUGCAUUAGUUAUGGGGAUUUUUUUUUACAGCAACAACAAAAUAUUGUCCUCAUUGGCUUAACUGUAUUUAUAUUUGUAAGAGCUAAUAAAAUGUGGAAGCCAUUUGUGGAAAAUGCA
Molecule: messenger RNA, 1804 nt
Organism: Ictalurus punctatus (channel catfish)
Lineage: Eukaryota; Metazoa; Chordata; Actinopteri; Siluriformes; Ictaluridae
Product: transmembrane protein 158
Exons: 1
Coding region: 733-1398 (221 amino acids)
Source: RefSeq, a predicted model, not a curated record